AUGCAAUGGGGCUUCGUCUGCACAGCGUCGUUCGUACAUGCCAUUAGUUGCUUCACGCGCUAUGUCGGGUUCGUAUGUGUCGCCAUUGCCAUGGCGCUUAUCUUUCUCGUGGCAGGUCUUUUUAUGCACGCAAUCAUCCCUAUUCUAGCGAAUACGACAGUGCAGUUGUUGUGCCAUUUAGCCGUAUCAUUUGUGCUGCUCUUCAACAUCUACUUUAACUACGCGCUCUGCUGCGCGACAGACCCGGGCGUGAUUACAGCCAAGUGGAAAAUAGAGACGGACGUAUGGGAUGCACAAGUAGAGGAGGUCAAGAAUAGCGACCAAAACGUCGAGGAGGGAGCAGCGCUGGAGCAAACAGCAGACGACGACAGUAAUCAUGACAGUGAACUCAGCAAUGUUGAGAUGGGACGUCUUCCUAGGAUUCGACUCAGUGCAGCGACUCUAGACGGGGAGAAAACGAGUGGCGAUCGAGUGCAAUUGCCACCUGUGCAACUGGUAGACACACAGAGUGUGCACGUAGCCAGACAACGUGGUCGUCGCCCACAAGCCGAGAACGGCGUAUCAUACUGCCGAAGGUGCCGCCACUUUCGACCCCCUCGGGCCCAUCACUGCUCGGUGUGUAAUCGGUGUAUUGCUCACUUGGACCACCAUUGCCCAUGGGUGAAUAACUGUAUCGGACGCAACAACUAUCGGUACUUCUUUUCGUUUCUUGUGUGGCUAGCCGUGGGUUGUUACUAUGCCGCAUACAUGAGCUACCUGGCGGCAUACGCUGAACUAGAACCCAAUCAAUACGCGAGAAUGCUUGUGCUCGCUCAGGUGAGUUUGCUCCACGUGUCCGCAUCAAAAACGCUCCAGUUUGCUUUUGCAAUCUCGGCGGCCGCAGGUAUAGCUGUAACGAUUCUUGCAACCUGGCAUGGCUUCCUCAUUGCGACUGCGCAGACGUCCGUGGAGCUGCAGAUCAAUCGAUAUCCACGCAAUCGACGUCUGCAUGGCGGAAAAGCAGUAAGCCCGUACUCGACUGGAAGUGUGAGCGGCAACUGGGAACUCGUGUUUGGCCGUAGCAAGUACAAGGUCCUGUCGCUCUUGCCAAGCACGCGUCUUCCGCCAAAUCCGCGAACGCUGCACAAAAGACGGAGAAAUACCGAACGCAUGGCAAAGUCAAACUAUGCGAGGGUGACAGGACGAGACUCUCGCUCUCCAGACACCAUAGUCUAA
Molecule: messenger RNA, 1215 nt
Organism: Hyaloperonospora brassicae
Lineage: Eukaryota; Oomycota; Peronosporomycetes; Peronosporales; Peronosporaceae
Source: the annotation of a GenBank genome assembly